Molecule: messenger RNA, 2591 nt
Organism: Baudoinia panamericana UAMH 10762
Lineage: Eukaryota; Fungi; Ascomycota; Dothideomycetes; Mycosphaerellales; Teratosphaeriaceae
Exons: 2
Coding region: 1-2202 (733 amino acids)
Cellular component (GO): nucleus
Source: RefSeq, a predicted model, not a curated record
AUGAUACCACCUGCGCCGCAGUAUACCGGCCCGCAUGAUCCCACCUACUACGCUCAGCAGUAUGCACAACAUCCUGCCGCUGCAUAUCUUCCGGCUCCUCGCCAAUCGCCGGAGAUAAUCUCGGUUUCACCUACCAGAGGACAUCAGAGCACGAGGGUGACGGUCUACUUCCGGUCGAUUUACGACUUCGAAUCUCCACAGAUACGAGCAUUCCUGAUGUUCGGACAGUACAAAUGUGAGAGCACGCUGAGCAAGACAUCUCACCAAGGCUCGAUGUAUCAGUAUGCCUUGUCGGCGGAAGCUCCGCCAUUGUCGUUGACGAACUCGCAAUCGCCGGUACCGCUUCAUCUAAUCCUCGAUGACAGUCUGCUCGCCUGGGAGUCACCAUCGAUCGAGUUUGACAAAUUCGUUUAUCUUGAGCCACCGAAUUUCUAUGCCAUGGACUCUCCACAGCUUGCGGUCAGGAAGCGUAAGCUCUCGACCGAAGCGUCUCCACGUCGUUCGCCAACCAAGAAGCAGUCCAUGCCGCAGCUUUCUGCGGCUGCUAGAAUGCAGCCUUAUGGUACGCCACUGGCCGGAGCCGCACCGGUGUCGCCGUUCAGACGCCCAAGCUUACCCGAAGCGUACACCCAACCUCGCCGGUAUGUAGCAGAGCCUCCCCAAACCUAUACUGCGGCGCUGCCUACAGGCCAGCAGCUCUACACUUCUUCGGUUGGACAGACGACGCCGUCAUUGCAAUCCGCCGGCAGUCCGUCGUGGACAUAUCAGCAUGGGAUCUCUGCAACACGGAGUCCGUCAGCCGCGACGAUGUCGGCUAGCAGCAAGACUUCGAAUCUGCUGCCUUCACCAGCCACCGGAAACAACCCGCAAUUGAUCCGGACAUCGACAUUGCAGUCAUCACCUCCUGCACCCGGACUCGGUGCGGGAUUCAAUCCGUACGCUAUGUACCCAGCCAACGCAAAGGCGAUCCUGAAGAUCGAGGGCGACCUCAACACAAUGUCGGACAACUGGACGGAGGCCGAGCGCGAAGCGAAGCGCCGUCUGGUGGAGUUCUCUCGCAGCCAGUCUGGCAGCGUUAUAAGCGCCACGUUCAAAGCUGUCACACCAGAGACUCGGCAGCCCAACAGCAUCUGUGUUAGCUGCAUCUGGUGGGCCGAGAAGAAUGAAUGCUACGUUACCAGCGUCGACACGAUUCAGCUACUUGAGUCGCUGGUAGCUGUUCGCUUCACCGUUGAGGAGAAGAACCGCAUCAGGCGCAAUCUCGAAGGGUUUCGGCCUUCAACAGUUUCGAAGGCUAAGCAAGAGAGCGAAGACUUCUUCAAGCUGAUCAUGGGGUUUCCGAGUCCGAAGCCACGCAACAUUGAGAAAGAUGUGAAAGUGUUUCCUUGGCGCAUUCUACCAACCGCGCUGAAGAAAAUCAUUGUCUGCGAGUUACUCUUCUACUUCUGGACCACUCCACGCUGGAGCAAGCUCGAGCUAUGCAACCGCCAAAGGCGCAGAUCUCGAGCCACCAAUGCAGCAGCGACCUGGUGCCUCUCCCCACUUGACCGUAAGCCCUGCGCAAUCGCACAACCCUGCUUAUGCGGCAACCCACACCCUCACGCCGCACUCAUACUCGCCGCACGCGUCAGCAGGCCUCGGCAUCGGGCCGUCAGCAGGGCAACCGGACCUGCGUCUGGCCGUCCCGGUCUCCGCGCCAGGGCAAACGCCAUCCUGGCAGCAACAGCAACCUUCCGCAAUAGAGUACGGCGAUCUAUCAGCAGCCAAUCGUGCAUCAUGGGAUUACAAUCAGUUCCUGCCUGUAACAGGGGUGCCAGGUUCGGUGCAACCAUACCAGUACCGACUGCCAUCAUUCAGCACGCCCCAAGCAGAACCACAGCACCGCUUCGUGCCUCUGCAGGACUACCAACAGCAGCCGGGUCAGCCGACCUCGACAUCAUGAGGUCAAGACUGUUUCGAGCCGCCGUGGCGGACCCAGAAGCGGUCAUGGGGCGAAGACCGCCCCACUUUCAGCAUGCACCACACCAUCCCCGAACACCGGGGCCUAUUCGACCUGUUUCAGUACCCUAUGUUACCAUAAUGCUCGACACAUCCUUUGUUUCGACCCUUGCAUUUCCGACAGAUAAUCAGCGCUUUUGCCACACACCUCCCCAGCUUUUCCGACUGGCUUGUCAACCGGGCGGCAUUAAGUACAAAAACUAGCCCUCGAUGCGUUUCGCCCCUUUGCAUGAUUGAGCAUUUUGUUAGAGGACAUCAGCAUUGCGACGGCGUUGCGAUGACGCGCCGCCUUAGCGCGACCAAGCAUGAGAGAGAUAAACAUACAACCCUCACAGGACUCCACGGCGUAAGGCGCAUGCAUGAUACCCUUUGCUUUCUUGCUUUGUGUUUUGGACGGUUUUGGGUGGGGAGGACUGUGAUGGGGGCAUGUCACAAGCGUUGCAUUUGUGAGUGCACACAAGGAAAGCCUGGAAGUAGGCGUACCGACACGCAUAUCAGCUAUUAGCGUUAGGAUUGCCACUCAGGCAUGUACCACUUGAGAGGCCUGUAACCAUAUCAUUCGUCCUCGUACGCUGUAUAAGCGCAUUUCGCGC